Molecule: messenger RNA, 489 nt
Organism: Lycium ferocissimum
Lineage: Eukaryota; Viridiplantae; Streptophyta; Magnoliopsida; Solanales; Solanaceae
Exons: 3
Coding region: 1-489 (162 amino acids)
Source: RefSeq, a predicted model, not a curated record
AUGAGUCCCAAAGUGCGAGAGGGGGAUCUCAGAUUAGAUGUGGUGGGACCUAUUGCUAAUCGUUUUAGGGUGAAGAAGUUAGUAAAUACAGGGUGUUUAGCCUAUCUGACUCAUGUUCAUGAUACGACUGUUGCAUCUCCAUCCCUUAAGUCCAUUCCUAUUAUGAACGAGUUCGCAGAGAAGAUUGAGGCUGUGAGAGGUUGGGCUAGGCCCGCUACUAUUACUGAGAUUCAUAGUUUUGUGGGUUUGGCAAGCUAUUACCAUCGCUUCGUGAAGGGUUUUGCUGCUAUUGCUUCAUCUUUCACCGGAUUGACUCAAAAGAAUGUUCGCCUCCAGUGGUCAGAUGAUUACGAGGAGAGCUUUCAAAAUCUCAAGCUUCUUUUGACUUUAGCCCCGGUCUUAGCAUUACCCGUAAAGGGUAAGGAUUUCACGGUCUAUGGUGAUGCCUCUAGUGUGGGUUUGGGUCUUUGUGUUGAUGCAGGAGGGUAG